Neospora caninum is the source of this 2694-nucleotide messenger RNA. RefSeq lists its product as hypothetical. Bases 1 to 2694 code for a protein of 897 amino acids. Lineage: Eukaryota; Apicomplexa; Conoidasida; Eucoccidiorida; Sarcocystidae. The record is from RefSeq and is a predicted model, not a curated record. The transcript has a single exon.
AUGCUUUGUUUUUUGCUGAGUUGCUUUGCUCCCUUGGUCUUCUUCGGAGUUGAUUGCAGCUGGAAAGCAGAGGCCGCAUUCUCAAAGAACGACGCGAAAGGGAAUGCGUUUCCCACCAUGGGCGUAGGGUCAGCCCGGCCCCUAGUGGGGUCCCCUGAACCGGGACCCGGCCUUCUGGAUCUCCUCGAGGACGGUUUCCACGCCCUCUUUUUCCGUUAUUUUUAUCUCAAUGAACUCCCGUCUCUUCGACUCGUUUGCAAGGCAUUCCGAAGAUGCCUUGGACCCGAACAGGCGACAGCAUCGCUCCGUCAAAUGAGAGGUCUUGUCUUUCCUGCGGACUGGCCAGCAAGGAGCCUCUCGGAAGGUCCCAACACGUCCGAUCCUUCCCCAAGAAUUAAAGACAGAGUCAACUCGGUUCUGUCACCUGGCGCGUCCCCGUCUGCUUCAGGACCCGAAACAGAGUUUGCUUCAACUGAGUUGGCGGAGGCACCUUCCAGUUCUUCUGUAGAGGGGACAGUGGAUGGCUUGCCUGGGGUUGCGACGCCGAGAGCCUUCAAUCUAUUCGGGCAUUUCGUAUCUCUUCAACCGCCGCCCCCUCUUCUUUCCGAGUUGUCGUUGUAUUGGGACCAGAGUGUCCACUCAACAGAAGUCAUGAUUCCUCUCUUCAGCAAGCUUCUCCUCGUGUCGGAAUCGAUCCACAGUCUCUCAGUGCAGACGCGAACAGCCGCCUGGUCAGCGCCAGCAAACCUUCAGGGGAUCGUUAAGACCUUUCCCCGUGUAAAACGGCUCCGUAUUCACCACAGUUUUCUUCGUCGAACGGGACCGAAUGAUACGCUGUACGGGAACCUGGUUGUCCCUCCCGGCGCAUACCGGCGGACCCCCUAUCUCCUGCGGCACCGGGGGGAGUUUGAAAGGAUGCUACAGCCCCGGCCUCAGCUUCUCUCCAACUGCCGCUUCCCCGCUUGCGAGGACCUGGAGUACUACGAGCUGUGCGAAAAUGAACUCACACCCGGUCUCGAACUCAUGCCGUUUAUUCGUCGUCGGGAGCUCUGCACGAUCGUUCACCUCCUGUCUGUAAUGGCUCCCGUUGUCCGGAAAGCGACCAUCACACUUUGUUGCUUCAAAUCGUUGCCGUUUGCACUACAGGGUAUCUUAGAUAGCGCGGCCUAUGGACAAACGGACAUGACAACUCGGGAUAUCUCUGCUUCACCCUCUGUCCAUUCCUCGACAUUCCGAGCUCCAGAGAAUUCAAAAUUUCCUGGCAGCUCUCUAGAAGAGCUUACAGUGAUUCAGAGUCUUCCGGAAAGGUGUGUGGAUGAUGCCGACGUGGACGAUACGGAGCUCGAAGCGGCCUUCCCAGGUGUACAUACAGCCGGCCACAGAGGGGCGCCUGGGGAGUCGUCGCGCGACCGGCAAUUCCGGAAGGUUUUAGGGAGCUUGGCAACCCUUCGUCUAGUUCUCCAAGACGACGACAUGAAGGACGUUUUCGAUUCGACCGUUUGGCCCAUCGUGCGACACCUAUGUCCUGCUGUCCGGCCUCUGUACGAAGGCACAGCGAGUUUGCCGCUGGAAAUCGCUGGUCGUGCGCUUCGUCUCCGCCUUCCCUCGGAUCACCGCCCCCAUCUGUCCAAGAGAGGCCAUGCCUCUCGCAGAGAUCAGCAUGGCAGGGACCGGUAUCCAGAGAGGAGAGUUGAACCGAUUGAAGACGCGAGUUUGGAAAUCGAACGUUUCGACGCCAACCUCGAUGGCGUCUCCAGUGGCGUAGUUGAAAUGUUGCGGGACUGGAUAACACGACCAGAAUGGAUGGAGGUUGGUGUGUGGAAACAUAUUAUAGAACGGCCGCCUCGGUUACAAUUUGUCUGUAGCUGGUGGCAUGCCGACGUGGUGGCUGCAUGCGCCGAGGCACUGGGUUUCCUCAAAAACGCAGAACGCAGUGCCGCAAGCGAGAAUCAGCCGUGCCGUGAGGCUUCCAGCAGCAGCCGGGGAGCGGCGGGUGGCCAAGGAAGAGUCGAGGGAGACGCAGGGACGCAAGCCUCUGAGGAAGAAUCGGCCUCUGUUCUUCCGAGGACGGGAAGUUCGCGCACCUUUGUGUUACCAACCGUCGCAGUGAAACGCAUGAUGUGGGACUACGACGCACGCCCUUUCGAAGGCCUGAUUGCAUCUCUACCACACUUCGUCUUGGCAGUUGACUCGCAUAGUGCAACACCACACUUUCGUAGGGGGGGACCUUUACCGAAUCUGCUAGGACUGCAGAUUGAUCUUUGCCACUGGGGCAAGAUUCGCCUCUGUCGACAGCAUAUCCAUGUGGCGAAAACCCACGCACUUCAAACCCGGUUCCUCCGCCUGCUAGACUCGAACCGCCUAGAGUAUAAACUCAUCGAUUCUGCCACAAAACAAUCCGUAGACGCGUAUAUUCAGGAUCUGCUGAAGGCCUGUCCACACACAGAGGUCAUUGAAUAUCGUCGUCUUUCCCUCGAAUACACGUGGCAGAUGGAGACGGGAGUGUCAGGUGAUACACCGCCAUUCUCUGUCGAAAAACUAUGCAACCAGGGUUUUCAUGUCGUGAAGACAAUGCACAUUCCUUCCUGUGGGGGAAAUCACCUGCCUAGUAGUUUCAAUUCCUCCAUAAUUAGCAUUUUGUUUGUUCGGAGGAAGAAGAGCGCCUUCGCAACCGCCCAAAGCUCGGCACUUUGA